Archocentrus centrarchus (flier cichlid) is the source of this 2050-nucleotide messenger RNA. It is a transcript of the gene osgep, whose product is annotated as O-sialoglycoprotein endopeptidase. NCBI's taxonomy places the organism in Eukaryota, Metazoa, Chordata, Actinopteri, Cichliformes, Cichlidae. Gene Ontology annotation, biological process: tRNA threonylcarbamoyladenosine modification. The coding region runs from base 154 to 1161 and encodes 335 amino acids. The record is from RefSeq and is a predicted model, not a curated record. Gene Ontology annotation, cellular component: EKC/KEOPS complex; cytoplasm. The transcript is spliced from 12 exons.
CAAUGUUUGGGUCCUCUGAUCUGCGGUAUGGAGGAGCUGAGCUGCAGAAGUUAGCCCAGACAGUAAAAAUAUAGGCGUAAAAGUUAAACUGGCAUACAUUAAGAUUAAUGUGACCUACAGAAGGAAAGAAAAAAAGCUAGUUUUUCUGCAGCCAUGACUGUAGUGAUCGGCUUUGAGGGCAGUGCCAAUAAGAUCGGAAUAGGCAUCAUCCGGGAUGGUGAAGUGCUUUCCAACCCCAGACGGACCUACAUUACACCUCCUGGUCAAGGGUUCAUGCCAAGUGACACAGCCAGGCACCACCGUGCUGUUAUACUAACUGUCCUGAAGGAGGCUCUUGAGCAAGCGGGGCUGAAACCUGCAGACAUUGACUGUGUGGCAUACACCAAAGGUCCUGGUAUGGGAGCACCCUUGGUGACAGUGGCUCUAGUGGCACGUACAGUUGCGCAGCUUUGGAGGAAGCCGCUCCUCGGUGUGAACCACUGUAUCGGACACAUAGAGAUGGGCCGACUUAUCACCAAAGCCAACAACCCCACCGUGCUUUAUGUUAGCGGGGGCAACACGCAGGUUAUUGCGUACUCAGAGCGGCGGUACCGAAUAUUCGGUGAGACCAUCGAUAUUGCAGUCGGCAACUGUUUAGACCGGUUUGCCAGAGUUAUUAAGAUUUCCAAUGACCCAAGUCCAGGCUACAAUAUAGAGCAGAUGGCCAAAAAAGGGAGUCACUACGUGGAGCUGCCGUAUACAGUAAAAGGAAUGGAUGUGUCCUUUUCUGGCAUUUUGUCCUAUAUUGAAGAAGCUGCUCAUAAGAUGCUGAGCUCUGGUCAGUGUACAGCAGAGGACCUGUGUUUCUCACUUCAGGAGACGCUGUUCUCCAUGCUGGUGGAGAUUACAGAGAGGGCCAUGGCUCACUGCAGCUCACAGGAAGUGCUUAUUGUCGGGGGCGUUGGCUGUAACCUGCGUCUGCAGGAGAUGAUGGGGGUGAUGUGUAAGGAGAGAGGAGCCAAGCUGUUUGCCACAGAUGAACGAUUCUGCAUCGACAACGGAGCGAUGAUCGCUCAGGCUGGCUGGGAGAUGUUUCGGUCCGGUCAGGUGACGGAGCUGGAAGACUCAUGGAUCACACAAAGGUAUAGAACAGAUGAAGUGGAGGUGACAUGGAGAGACUGAGCAACACCAUAAUUAUGAAUAUAUUGUUGCACCAGGUGUGUCAUGAAACACUGGGUGUAGUACACCUGGCCUCUAAGGAACACUGGAUCCUUCAGUACAUCCAAAACCCGAUCGCUCAUCCAGAUGUGCCAUGGAGCCACAUCAAUGGAAAACUAUUCAAACACAUCCAAGAGUCACACUGUUGUAACACAGUCCUCCAGGUUCAAACAGCCUGCAGAUUAUUUUCCAUUCAGUUACUCAUAUGUUGUCUUGCUGCCAUAAAUGCUCAGACUGUAUUAAUCACAGUUGUAAUUAUUCCCUGGCAUGUUUACUUAUCCUUGACAAUUAUUUGUUUAAAACUAGUGUCCAGUCUUCAGAAGGGCAGCUCCACUGUGACAAAGAUAAAUGCACUGGUUAAGGUCUUAAUGUGUCAACAGUUAAAAUAUUCUAAAAACAUCACCAACCAGUGACACAGCAUGAAGGGUUCCCUGGACAGACCACCAAUAUUAAAGAAGCUGAUUUCAGCUUUUUAGUGGCUGACAGUAACAUUUCAGCAGCUGACACAGCUGGGUGAAGAGGUCAGUACUGGAUUGGGUGAACGAGAAACUUUUUAUUACCAAAGGUUUUCAUUUUCUUAAGGCUGAGCUUUUUAGCUCAGACUUAAGACCCUGAAAGUAAAAACUUUUAGGUUUUGAAGAUGCCCCAGUAUCUAAAUCUGUUGCCAGGCUUGAUACCAUUUAGCUGUAAAACUACUUCCCCACACCCCAUAUAUAAUCCAUUGUUGCACAUUUACUGCCUAUUGUCCUGUUAAAACAUGAAAAUUUUCAUGGGAAUGAUUUUAUAUUUUUACACUGCGAGGCCACCAGCAGUAAAUGAAAAUUUGUGUUGAAAUAAAGCUGAUUAAGACAGA